This is a messenger RNA of Eimeria mitis, 408 nucleotides long. RefSeq lists its product as uncharacterized. Gene Ontology annotation, molecular function: DNA binding; structural constituent of chromatin. The transcript has a single exon. Lineage: Eukaryota; Apicomplexa; Conoidasida; Eucoccidiorida; Eimeriidae. Gene Ontology annotation, biological process: nucleosome assembly. The record is from RefSeq and is a predicted model, not a curated record. Gene Ontology annotation, cellular component: nucleosome. The coding region runs from base 1 to 408 and encodes 135 amino acids.
AUGUCUCUUGUAUCUUCUCUACGUCGAGGUAACCCAAACCCACCAAACACAUAUCCACACGCAACGCCUUCGCUGCUGAAACGGGAGAUAGACAAGAAUAACAACCAGAAGAAGAAACUCCCCCAGCAGCAGACGAAGAAGAAGAAACAGAAAAAGGAGAAGAAAAAGACGAAGAAGAAAAAGAAGAAGAAAAAGAAGAAGAAGAAGAAGAAGAAGAAGAAGAAGAAGAAAAAGAAGAAGAGGAAAAAGAAGAAGAGGAAAAAGAGGGAGAAGAAGAAGGAGAAGAAGAAGAAGAAGAAGAAGAAGAGGGAGAAGGAGAAGAAGAAGAAGAGGGAGAAGAAGGAGGAGAGACGCCGUCUGGGUCUAGGCCGCAAACAAAGAACUCCAGCGAUCGAUCCCCCCAUUUGA